Molecule: messenger RNA, 631 nt
Organism: Xenopus laevis (African clawed frog)
Lineage: Eukaryota; Metazoa; Chordata; Amphibia; Anura; Pipidae
Gene: lsm6.S
Product: LSM6 homolog, U6 small nuclear RNA and mRNA degradation associated S homeolog
Exons: 4
Coding region: 173-415 (80 amino acids)
Biological process (GO): maturation of SSU-rRNA; mRNA splicing, via spliceosome
Cellular component (GO): cytoplasm; Lsm2-8 complex; nucleolus
Molecular function (GO): RNA binding
Source: RefSeq, a predicted model, not a curated record
GCGCACACGCGUCUUGCGUUGUGUUUGGAUUGACCUGGGACGGACGCCGUAAAAAAGGAGGCGUAGAACGGAAAUAGAGAGGCGGGAGGUUAAAAAAAGCGCAUCGCACGAGAUACAGAGUGAGAGUUUAGCGAUUAUAUCUGGCCUGUGUCCGUAGUCAAAGGAAACUAGGAUGAGCCUGCGCAAACAAACACCAAGUGACUUCUUAAAGCAGAUUAUCGGAAGACCAGUGGUGGUAAAGCUCAACUCUGGAGUUGAUUAUCGAGGUGUUCUGGCAUGCUUAGAUGGCUACAUGAAUAUUGCUUUGGAACAAACUGAAGAAUAUGUGAAUGGACAGCUGAAGAACAAAUAUGGGGAUGCAUUUAUCCGAGGAAAUAAUGUUUUGUAUAUAAGCACUCAGAAGAGGAGGAUGUGACCUGUUCUGCUUUCAUUUCUUUUUAUUUUUUAAUUUUAUGUUCUUUGCACGAAGAGCCCAGCAUUUUGGACUUCAAAAGAUCAUUCAUUUCUGUUUUGAGACUCAAGUGAAAACGGCAUCACUACAUACAUUUUGAGAAUUGAAAAUACUUUUAUAAAGUUAUUUUGGUUUACAAUGAUCUGUACUGAUGUAAAAUAAACAACAGUCAUUAAAUCA